Messenger RNA from Kickxella alabastrina, 700 nucleotides. RefSeq names its product Redoxin. Gene Ontology annotation, molecular function: thioredoxin peroxidase activity. Gene Ontology annotation, biological process: hydrogen peroxide catabolic process; cell redox homeostasis; cellular response to oxidative stress. Gene Ontology annotation, cellular component: cytoplasm; mitochondrion; peroxisome. The record is from RefSeq and is a predicted model, not a curated record. The transcript has a single exon. The coding region runs from base 79 to 591 and encodes 170 amino acids. NCBI's taxonomy places the organism in Eukaryota, Fungi, Kickxellomycota, Kickxellomycetes, Kickxellales, Kickxellaceae.
AUUCUCCAAUACGACCACUUACCCCCUCUCUUCAAGCCAUUAUUUCCAAACCUCACUCCCUUUGCGCUCAAUAAAACCAUGACUAUCAAGGCCGGCGAUGAGUUUCCCCAGGUUCAGCUCAAGUAUAUCCCCUUCAACGCAACCAACCCCGACGCGUGCCUGAGCCCCCAGGUGCUCGACACCAAGAAGGACUUUGCAGGCAAGAAGGUCGUCGUAGUUGGUGUUCCAGGCGCGUUCACGCCCACAUGCUCGGCGCAGCACCUACCCGCUUAUGUGGCCAAGGCUGAUGAGAUCAAGGCCAAGGGCAUCGACCUGAUUGUGUUCACAUCAAGCAACGAUUUUUUUGUUCUCAGUGCCUGGGGCAACAGCGCGGGCGUCGAGGACAAGAUCAUCAUGGCUGGUGAUGCUAACGGCGACCUCGGCCGCGCAACCGGUCUGUCAGUGGACUUUUCCAAGUUUGGGCUGGGCUCUCAGCGCCUGACGCGCUUUGCUGUGGUCAUCGACGACGGCAAGGUCGAGCACCUGUUCACGGAGCCCGAUCCCUCUGACGUCACGGUCACCAGCGCCGACAAUAUUUUGUCUGUUCUGUAAUACUUCAAUACUUUAACAUUUCACAGAAAAACAAAUACAAAUACAACACACGAUCACUUUUGGUUUGCCUAAACCGUCUGAUAUUGUGCAAAGAUAAAUAACUCAUUUU